Nymphalis io (European peacock) is the source of this 3615-nucleotide messenger RNA. It is a transcript of the gene ogre, whose product is annotated as innexin inx1. Gene Ontology annotation, molecular function: gap junction channel activity. The record is from RefSeq and is a predicted model, not a curated record. The transcript has 8 exons. The coding region runs from base 365 to 1453 and encodes 362 amino acids. Gene Ontology annotation, cellular component: plasma membrane; gap junction. Lineage: Eukaryota; Metazoa; Arthropoda; Insecta; Lepidoptera; Nymphalidae.
CAGCCGUGUGCUAGAUCUAACAAUUUGUCUUUCGUUUUCUUUCGUUUUAUGUGUUAUAAUGAUAAAUAUUACGAUAUUUUACUUCGACAGUAAAUUUUAUAAGGCCAUGUUAUAUUUUCUUAUUUAGAACUGACGAGAAAGUAUGAAUUUAAAUUUCGAAAUUCGAUAAGUUUCGAACUGGUGGCAAAUAAACAUUGUCGAAAAGAGCCUAAAGGAUAUUGAAGACAGUGUAUUGAUGAAAGCUCAGACAAUAAACAAAUGUCGCAACGUUACAUUCCGCGAUAUCAAUUAAAGAAGACUGAUUUUUAGUAGAAUACGGACAUUCCUCUAAUAAUGUUAUAGAAUCGAAUAGAAGUAAAUCAAAAUGUUCAAGUUACUCGGAGGUUUGAGCGUGUACUUUAAGUACCAGCCGGUGAAGACAGACAAUGCCGUCUUCAGAUUGCACAAUGUGUUCACGACGGUGCUGCUGCUGACAUGCUCGGUGAUCAUCACAGCCACCCAAUAUGUCGGACAGCCGAUACAGUGCAUCGUUGGCGGGGGACUUCCAGCAAAUGUCGUGAACACCUUCUGCUGGAUUACUUCGACGUUUACUAUGCCGGACGCCUUCGCGAGAGAGGCAGGCAAGGAGGUGGCGCAUCCGGGCGUCAUGAACGAGUAUGACAGCUCACAAGAGAAAAAAUACUACACGUAUUACCAGUGGGUGUGCUUCGUGCUCUUCUUCCAGGCUAUAAUGUGUUACACACCUAAGUAUUUAUGGGACGCGUUCGAGGGCGGACUUCUGCGUACCAUCGUUAUGGGAUUGAACAUUGGCGUCUGUCAUGCCGAGGAGAAAGAGAAGAAGAAGGAAGUCAUCAUCAACUACCUCAUCAGACACGAAAGGACCCACAAACUGUACGCAUUAAGGUACUGGGGAUGCGAGUUGCUGUGUCUCAUCAAUAUCGUCCUGCAAUUAUGGAUGAUGGACGCCUUCUUCAAUGGCGAGUUCUUCUCAUACGGGACUCGCGUUCUAGGAUACAGUGAGGUGCCACAAGAGGAGAGAUACGAUCCAAUGAUCUACGUAUUCCCGCGCGUCACGAAAUGCACCUUCCACAAGUACGGUGCGUCCGGUACAAUUCAAACGCACGACUCUCUGUGCAUCUUGCCCUUGAACAUCGUCAACGAGAAGACUUACAUAUUCCUCUGGUUCUGGUACAUCAUACUGGCGAUCAUUCUUGUACUGCUCGUUAUAUACAGACUAAUAAUAAUCUUCGUGCCGACGGUGCGGCCGCGCCUGCUGCACGCGCGCGCGCGCACCAUCGCAAUGGAGUCGGCCGUCGUCGUGUCGCAGCGCACCGACGUCGGCGACUGGUGGCUGCUCUACAUGCUCGCCAGGAACAUGGACCCGCUCAUAUACAGAGAGCUAAUCUCCGAGCUGAUUAAGCGAAUGGGGGAGAAAAGCGGUCCCCGUGCGUGACGACCACCUAAAUUUACCGCCAUCGCCAUCGUCGGUGACUGACAAUGUCUUAAAAGUUUGUAUAUAAAGUUUAUUAUUCAAUAUCCAGCUUCAUCCGAAGUAUUAGCUAUACUCUACUAUAAAGAUAACAUGAGCCGAGAGUGUAACGUUACACUUGGAUCAUUUAUGUAUAAAAUAAAGCGACGAGUUCAACGUGUAUUUGUGCACGUUUGGGUGUUUAUGAUAAAAAUAUCAAUUCCUUGUGAAAUUUUACUUAUAAGGCUUCGACAGAAUAAAAGAAAUAUCAUUUUGAAAUGUACCGGCUAUCGGGGUUUAUGAGACGAUAUGUAAUAGAACACUUGGAUCAUUAAAAACCACUGUGAUCCAAUUUCAGAAUUAUUUCUUUUAAUGUAAUGUAUAAGGUUUAGAGGUUGUAACUGAAAAAUCGAAAUGAUAUGAAAUGCAAUAACUUUUUAAAGUUUUUUUUUAUAUUAAUCUACGACAAUAAAAUAACACUAAUACAAUCGUUCUUUAAUAAUUGACAUAAGCGUAACUGUUUUAAUAUUAUUAUGAAAGGAAUAAGUGCCGAAUCUAUUGUCACAUUUGACAGAACACUUGCUAUCCUUUUCAACAUAAUACACGAGAAAGAGAUAGUAACAUAUCUGUCAAGUUGGUUCAGAUAAAAUCGUAAAUACAUAUAAUGUAAUUUUCUUAAUUUCUUAGGUAAUGCAAAUUAUACUUUUCGUUCUUAUUGAUAAUGUUUGAAUGUACUGGUAUUAGAAGCAUCUAUGACGCAUGCGCAAAUUGUUUGGUCAAUUCUAUACAAGUUUGUUUAAAACUAUGUCAUUUGCAUUGAGGUGUUAUCUCUGACGAAAAAAUCAAAAUUACUAAAACCUAUGGAGACAGUUUGAUGUCGAACUUAGCUAAUUGAGCACUAUUUUUUCUUUAUAUUUUAUAACAUUAUGCAUUUAAAAGUUUUAUUUUAUAUUCUUUAUUUAUUACACAGCAAAAUUUAACAGAAGGUGGGCUUAUUAAUGCUUCUGAAUUCUCUACCAGCCGAUCUCAAAACGUAUGAAAGGUUCAUUAUCAUUAUUUAUUAAAAUGAAAUAAAUUCUUCUAAAAUAUCCGAUGGUUAAGUUUCGUCAGAUUUAAAAUUGAAUAUAUUGAACAUUUUUGUUUUCUAUAUUUUAACCUUAUAUCAUGAUUCCAUCAAGACUUAUUUGUCAUGAGAUAAAACAUCACUGCUUCUGCUAACGUUACUAAAUCAUAAUCAAAGCAAUAGUUUAUUUUAUCGUAUUUUGAAUAUAGAAAUUCUAAAUUCAAAUCAAACGUUCCUAGCUAUUUUAAAUCAUACAUUUCAAAUUCAGCCGAUGUAUUGUUUUGAUCGUAUGUAAUAAAGAAUCUUAUUAAUCCUAUAUGUGCUCGUAGCACGAUAUGAAAACCUAAGGCCUUUGAUAUUAUUAGACAUAAGUUAUAUUAAGUAGAAUAUAAGAGAACAUAAGUUAACAUUCACUGCCAUUGUUAAAAUGUUUCCAAUUCGAACAGUAAAUACAUCUUAAGAUAUGCCUUAAAUAAAUAUUAUUUUCAAUAAAAUAAACCCACGACGUUGAUAAUGAAAGUGUACUGUACACAUAAAAAAUUUCAAAUAGAAAUGUCUGAAUUAAUAAAUAAUUUAAAUUAAAAAUAUGUGUCGAUAAUUACCAUUUGUCAAUAUAACGUUUAAGAAAUUGUCAUGCUAUCGUUACAUUGUGGGUAAAUUUUAUUACUUGGGAAGCAUUCUUACACUACGCUGUAGGUAUGUAUUUUAUACCUAACGAGACUUGCCUCGAUCCUACACUCCACGUAAUGUACACGUAAUACUUGUACGUAGUGUAUAAAUAACAUAAUCUACUGGUGGUAGGGCUUUGUGCAAGCCCGUCUGGGUAGGUACCACCCACUCAUCAGAUAUUCUACCGCAAAACAGCAAUACUUGAUAUUGUUGUGUUCCGGUUUGAAGGGUGAGUGAGCCAGUGUAAUUACAGGCACAAGGGACAUAAAAUCUUAGUUCCCAAGGUUGGUGGCGCAUUGGCUAUAAGCGAUGGUUGACAUUUCUUACAAUGCCAAUGUCUAAGGGCGUUUGGUGACCACUUACCAUCAGGUGGCCCAUAUGCUCGUCCUCCUUCCUAUUCUAUAUAAUAUAUAUA